AUGGAAAAAUUUUUAAUAAAAGAACCAAAACUGGAUUGUGCUCAGAGCAGCAAUAUUAUUGUUACGACAAACUUAACUAGCUCAGGUAAUAAUGAUACAAAUGAAAGAGAGCCUAUAUCUGAAAAUAUUGGUGAGCGACAGUUACAAAAAGACGACAAUUGGGUACUUGAUUUUGGGACGUAUUUUGGAAAAAUAAUCGAUAAUGUUACAAAGCGGAAACUUCUAGAAACACCUUGGUCACCAGAUAUGUCUUUUAAAUUUCCAUCGUCAGGACCUAGAAACUUAAAAUUCCAAAUAAAAUGGCUUAAUGAGUGGAGCUCCCCAACUCUAGAUUCGGUGUUCUAUAUUUACCUGAAAACAAAAAGGAUUUGUGAUGAGUUUGAUAUUACAAUCUUACAACCUAAGACCACUUAUAGGCAAACUAAAAGAAAUAAUGUGCCAGGAUCAUCACAGGAAGAGUAUUAUCGAAGAGCUCUUUAUAUUCCGUUUCUCGACCAACUAAUACAGGCAAUAGAUGCAAAAUUUUUAAAUCAUAAAAAUACUCUUGAACCUUUUCAAAAACUUCUAUGCAAUAAUAAUAGUUUAGACAUUAAAGAAGUUUUUAAUUCCACCCAACAUCUCUUGGAAUUUUAUGAACUGGACGAUUCUGGUGCUAUGGGAGAAGUUACUCUUUGGGUCCAGUUUAUCAAAGAUAAAACAGAAAAGCCACGAAGUGCGAUUGAAGCUUUGGAAAGAUGCAAUAAAAAUUUGUUUCCCACGAUUCACAAACUUUUAAUUAUAAUGGCAACUUUAUCAGUCACAACAUUUUCUUGUGAGAGAUCGUUUUCUUCCCUGAAAUUUUUAAAAAAUUAUUUGCGGAAUGCUACUAGCGAGGACAGAUUAAACGGCCUAGCUUUGAUGUAUAUACAUCCAGAUAUUCCUAUUCUGGAAGAUGAAGUGCUUGAUGUCUUAGCUCUCCAAUCUCGCCGUCUUACAAUUUUAUUAUAA
Messenger RNA from Psylliodes chrysocephalus, 987 nucleotides. The record is from the annotation of a GenBank genome assembly. NCBI's taxonomy places the organism in Eukaryota, Metazoa, Arthropoda, Insecta, Coleoptera, Chrysomelidae.